Molecule: messenger RNA, 6023 nt
Organism: Neocloeon triangulifer
Lineage: Eukaryota; Metazoa; Arthropoda; Insecta; Ephemeroptera; Baetidae
Gene: shg
Product: DE-cadherin
Exons: 21
Coding region: 155-4717 (1520 amino acids)
Biological process (GO): multicellular organism development; cell morphogenesis; cell-cell junction assembly
Cellular component (GO): adherens junction; catenin complex; plasma membrane
Molecular function (GO): calcium ion binding; cadherin binding
Source: RefSeq, a predicted model, not a curated record
GGUUAGUUCGUGUUCAGCCUUGCACAGAGUGGUCCGUGAGAGUGCGAGCGAUCGAGAGGACGAAGCCGUGUGAGAGAGUGGCCGGCGAAUUCCUCGUACGUUCAUCAUCAACAAGUGUUCGUCGGCGUUGCAAACGGCAGGUUAUGGCACGACGAUGAAGGCCGCCUUCGUGUGUUUGGCCGCCCUGCUGGCCGCCGCGCACGCCGUUCCAUCCGCAGGUGAGAAAACCAACUUUUUGGAUGAACAAUCUGACGGGGAAAAUACCGAUCGAUUUGGCAGCGGCGUUGGCGGUGGAGUUUGGCACGCUUCGAAACUGCGACACUCGAGACACUUGAGCGGCAGGAGCGGAAAUCACGGCCCCAACCCAGCCCAGGAUGACUACUUCAACAGCUUCAACAAGCCACCAGGGACGCCUCUUUGGGGCAAGGCAGAGAUCCACAACAACCGCAAGCCGGUGUUCUCAAACUGCCCUAAGUACACACCGUCCGUGAAGGAGGAAGAAGAGCCUGGCACAAAGGUGCUCACCGUGCAGGCCCAGGACCGCGACCCAGACGACACCAUCACCUACACCUUCAUUGUGUCGCCGGGCGAGCGCCAAAAGUUCAACAUCAACAACAAAACAGGCGAAAUCACCACCAGACAGGUUUUCGACCGAGACGAGCCGACGCGCGAAAAAGAAGCGUUCAUCACCGUUCGCGCCACUGACAAUGGAAAGCCACCUUUGGACGACGUGUGCGUCAUCAAGGUGACCAUCGAAGACACAAACGACAACAAGCCAGUUUUCGACAAAGGAGUGUACCGCGAGUCUGUGCCUCAAGAUAUGCGACCUGGCUCCGAAGUGAUGCGAAUUUCGGCCACGGACAUUGAUGACGGAAAAAACUCUAUCGUCGAGUAUGAGUUGCACCCCAUUAGGGAGGAGGAGCGCGGCUACUUCCGCGUCGACCGCAGCACCGGCGUCAUCACUCUCAACAGAACCAUCGAUAUCAAACCGCCACAUGUUUUCCGCCUGAAUGCAACAGCAACUGAUCAGGGCACACCUUCUCAGAGCUCCUCUACUGAACUGGAAAUUGUAGUUGUGGACUCAAAUAAGAAACCACCUUCAUACACAAAGAUCCCCGAGAGCCCGUUGAUGCUGCAGGAGAACUUCAACGACUAUGGACAAGUUUUGGCCACCUUCCAGGCCCAAUCCAACAUUCCUGAGCGGGAACUUGUAUUCACCAUUGUGCCGGGACGCACCGAGCAGACCAACAAGCAGAACACAUUCCUGCUUGAGUCAGAAGGAGAAUCGGCCUACCUGAAGCUGGGCGGUCAACUUGACUAUGAGAGAAUCACCGAAUAUGUCAUCACGAUUCGAGUGCAGAACAAGUACAAUUUGGCAGCUGAGACGGUGCUCAACAUUGCCAUCGAAGAUGUCAACGACAACAUCCCGAUUUUCAGGGACGUUGCUGCUGGCACGGUGCUUGAGCACGAAUUGCCUGGAGCGCCUGUCAUGCAGGUUAGGGCUUUCGACGCUGAUGGCACCUACAAGUACAAUCAGGUUACUUAUGAAUUGGGUGACCACCAAGAUCUCUUUGAGAUUGACGAGUACACCGGAAACAUCACAACCAAAGUGACCUUUGAUCGAGAAGAGAAAGACUCUUAUGUGAUCAAAGUAAUCGCCAAAGACAACUUUGAGUCAGCACUGCUGCAGAAUGGACAGCCAAACAAAGGUCAGCAGUCCUUCCACAUCAUCAUUGGAGACACAAACGACAACCCUCCAAAAUUCACCAAGAAAACCUACAUAGCCGAAGCUGUUGAAAAUGCUAACUUGAAUGCACUGGUCACUGAAGUCAGGGCAGUUGAUAAUGACACAGCUUCUGAGGUUUUCUACAGUAUUGAAAGUGGCAACCCCAAUGAUCAGUUUAAGAUUGAGAAAAACACAGGCAAGAUCAGAGUGAACAAGGAACUUGACUACGAAACUACCACCUCUUACACUUUGGAAGUUCGAGCUUUUGACGGAAUCUACGAAGAUCGAGCCUUUGUCCAAAUCAACAUUGAGAACGUCAAUGAUGAGCCACCUGUGUUUUUGGAAUUCCACCGCAACGUCACCAUUCCUGAGGAGGAAAUGCGCGAAGGGUGCAUCAUCAAGGUGGAGGCCUACGACCCCGACUUGCCCAGGGACCAACCACAGAGGAUUCGCUACUACAUUGUCAAAGAAGAGCAGAAAAAGCUGCUCAGCAUCGACUACGAUGGCUGCAUUUCUCUCAUCAAACCACUGGACAGAGACCCUCCUAAUGGCUACGAACGCUGGCAAAUCCUGAUCAACGCCAAAGAUGAGGACGGAGAGCAGAACAGUCUUCAAUCUCCUACUGAAGUUGAGAUAAUCCUCACUGACAUCAAUGACAAUGCUCCUUACCUGAAUGUGCCUCAGCCUGUUAUUUGGCCCGAAAACACUGAUCCAGGAGUCAUCACUACACUAACCGCCGAAGACAAUGACGAUCACAAGAAGGGCAAUGGACCGCCCUUCCAUUACGAAUUGGACCCCUAUGCCUCUGAUGAUAUCAGAAAUGGAUUUAAAGUCACUGGCAAUAGUGACACCUCAUUCAAAAUUGAGACCAUCAGACAGUUUGACAGAGAGCAGCAGAAAACCUUUUAUGUGCCUAUUGUGAUCUCCGACUCUGGCACUCCUUCUCAAACAGGCACUAGUACUCUCACGGUUGUGAUUGGAGAUGAAAACGACAAUCCAAUGAGACCUGGGAGUAGUGAAAUCUUUGUUUAUAACUACAAGGGCUUGAGCAACUCUGUGAUUGGAAGAGUCUUUGUUGAGGAUGAGGAUGAUUGGGAUUUGCCUGACAAAACAUUUGGAUGGAAGAGUGGGGAACACAGGGAUAAGUUCCAAUUGGAUGAAGACACGGGAGAGAUCAGUGUCAUGUACAACCCUGCAUUUGAAAACGAUUUGGAAGGAACCUUUGAUUUGGAGUUUGUCGUUUAUGAAGAAUCUUUUAAAAUUCCUCGCCACUCUGUGGAUGCUUUUGUCAAAGUGGUGAUCAAGAAGAUUCCUGAGGUGGCAAUCGACAGGUCAGGUUCCAUUCGCCUUGCUAACACCACUGCUGAGGAAUUCAUCGAGCACUCAAAAAGGGAAGACUUGACCAAGUACAUUGCCUCUCUCUUUAACAUCAGCGUUGAAAACGUGGAUGUCUUUACUGCGUUGAACUCGAAAAAUGGCGAAUUCCUGGAUGUCCGAUUUUCUGCCCAUAGCUCUCCCUAUUAUCAACCUGAAAAGAUCAAUGGAAAAUUGGCCGAGCAUCAAUUGGAGCUUGAGGCUCUGACUGGAGGAAAAGUCCACAUGGUAAACAUCGACGAAUGUCUGAUAGAAAAGUCCAGCUGCGAGUCAAGUUGCAUGAACUUAUUGGUCAAACAUGAGCGGCCCCAGACUGUUUGGACCAAUCGAACUAGUUUUGUCGGUGUCCACGCAGAAGUGCAGGCCGAGUGCGUCUGCUCCAUAGAGGAAGAGAACAUCUGCUACAAUGGAGGCACCAGUGUUGGACCAUACUGCGAGUGUCCUGAAGGAUACAACGGACCAAGGUGUGAGGUCAUUGAUGUUGGCUUCAGCGGAGAUGGAUACGCUUGGUAUCCAACUUUGGCUGCCUGUGAAAGGGGGCAAAUUUCUCUGGAAUUGACUGCCAACAAUGAAAAUGGUCUCCUUUUCUACGUUGGACCGAUUGCUUCCACUGGACUCAAAGUUCAAGAUUUCAUGUCUCUGGAGGUUUCCGGAGGAUAUCCCAAACUGCUUGUGGACUAUGGCACUGGCACUGCUUCCCUUGAACAGAACAAAAUCAAAAUUGCAGAUGGCCAUCCCCACCACAUCGUCAUCAAAUGGGGCCCUGAGAACUUUGAAAUGGUUGUGGACAGCUGCACAAUGGGCACAUGCAUGAGUGUGUCGCCGCCAGCUGGAAUAAACAAAUUCCUCAAUGUGAAUGGCCCAUUGCAAGUCGGAGGCACCUCGAAGAAUCUUGGAAGUCUCGGCGCUCAACUGGGCUGGACUUACACACCCACCAGUAAGGGCUUCCACGGCUGCAUCUCAAAUUUUACUUUCAACGGAAAGGUAUACAAUUUGGGCGAACCAAGUUACUCGAAAAAUGCAUCUCCUGGAUGCAGCCGAAUUCUGACUCAAGCCGUCACCUUUGGUAUUGACACCAACUUCCUGGUUGCACUUCUGGUCUGCAUUGCAGUCCUUCUCAUCUUGGUUUUGGCCGUGGUUGUGCACAAGAGACGCAGUGACGACAUGUACAAGGACCAUGAUGACAUCAGAGAGAACAUCAUUAACUAUGAGGAUGAGGGUGGCGGCGAGGGUGACAUGACAGGGUAUGACCUCAAUGUUCUCAGACUGCACUAUGACGGUGACCUCAAAAAGCCCCACGACCUGCUUGGCUCCUCAAGACCACAUGAUGAAGUUCCGGACAUUUGCGGCUUCCUGGACGGCAAGAAGCGGCAGGUGGACGAAGAGAACAGCGACGAGCCAGUGGACAAUUUGCGGCACUAUGCUUACGAGGGUGACGGCAACUCGACCGGCUCGCUUUCCUCGCUGGCUUCGGGUACAGAUGACGGGGACCUCAACUUUGAGUAUCUGUCCGACUUUGGGCCGCGCUUCCGCAAACUGGCUGACAUGUACGGGGAGCACUCGAGCGACGAGAGCGAAGGCAACUUCGAGGCGCCAGGCUCGGAGAGCUGGUGCUGAACAAGGCUGAUCUCAAAAGACUGCAACCAGUGUGUGUUGUCUGUGAUGGGACGAACGCAGCGGCGGGUGUCCUCACACACAAGGACGGCUGGACGCUAGCUUUCCACGUGCCACUGCAUUUUUUGUUAGUAAACGGACAAUAAUUAUUAUUGAAAACACAUCGACUAGUGCCAGGGCUUUCCAUCAUCUCUUCGUAUUGUGGCCAUCAAUAGAUAAUUGUCAUAGAUGUUGGCGAGUGAAUGUUGCUUCAGAAGAAUUUAAUUUUGAAAAGCCUAAUUUAAUUGAAAUGUUUUGUUGAUGGCCCUCAAGGACAGGAUUUUACAAGGCCACUCCAAGAUUGCCCUGGCCAACUUUUAUUCCUUCCUACGAUGGUCUCACUCAAGGUUGAGAAAUCUAGUAUCAGAGCCGAGUGCAACGACCAGUGCGUUAGAGAGCUUUCUAUGUUAAUUGAUUUCCUUAAUAGGGAUCGACCGAUGUGCCCUGUGGCAGCUUUUCCAAAAAUAGGUGAAAAUAAAAAUGUGUAAGAGGCACAAACGAUUAAAAGCACUUCUUUCCGAACGACAGAAAAGAAUUAAAAGACUUGAUAACUUAAAUUUCCCAAUCCACCAUGUAGCUUUUGGAUGGUAUUGAAAAUUUUCCCAACGAGUUCGAUGUUCUUUUACAAGUUAAACUGUGCUUUUCCCCUUAUGUUUUAAUUAUUUAAAUGCCUAUUGAUAAAAAAAUUAUGCGACGACCAAGUUUCUUUUUUUAGUUUUUUAGACUCCCGAAGACGAGAGUGCAAUUUAAGUUAGUGUUUUUAAACAAACUUAGCUUGUAAGUAAUUUAAUUAUUGAGGGGACGUAUAUGUGCGUUGAAGAUGUGAAUAUUUCAUAUAUAAAAAUAAAUAAAUGUGAGUGGCAGCUGAUCGGUUCCAACUAUUUUUAUGUAAGUUGAAAGUGUAAGUGAAGAAUUAUAUUAAAAGAUGUUUGACCCCUCGAAAAGGAUUCCAAAAAAUGUUGAUAAUUACUAUCAAUUAUAUGAUGGGUAUUUUGAUGUGCAUAGGAAAAUUAAAAAAAUGGCCAUUUCAGGCUCCCAGCAAGAGCAUAUCACAACGAGACACGACAAGCACUUUCAAAAGUCCACUGCCAAUAAUCAAACACAUUCCCUGCUGGAAGCCAAGUGGUAAAUUUUCACAAAUUAUAUGGAAAAAAAUAUGUCUUAAAAAGGUGGCAAAAUGAAAUUAUGAAAAUGAACUUUUUGAUACCAUUGAUGUAUUCUGUUGUGAGUUUUGUCAUGAGAGAAAAAUAAAAGGAAAUUCUUUCUAUUA